AUGGCUUUAGCACAAGCAAAAGAGCCAAAACAAAUAGAUCACCCAAAUUCCAUAUCGAUAUACAUUAGACAAUUGAUAUUUAAUCAUAUAUUAAGAAGAAGAGUAAUCAGUCAAUACUGUUGUCAUCAAAAUGCAACAUUGGACACACUCAAUCAUCUAUUUGAAUGGUCUCAAGUUGACUUUGAUUUGGAUUAUUUGAAAGCAUUAAUCACCUAUUUUAAAAGAACGUUGGAUGAUAUAAAAAAUCAAGAGAUAUUAUCAAUAGAAGAGACAGAAACGAAUGACUUUCUCAGUUGCGCAAUCAACAUGGCUUGCAAAUAUGGGUAUCUCUCAACUGUCAAAUUGAUUUGCUCUUUCAAAUAUGUACAUUUCAAACACAUAGCAAUGCAAAAAGCUUGUAUAAUGGAUUCAUUGACAUUAAUUGAUUCUUCGAUAUGGACAAGAAUAAUAUUAAAGAGUCUGUACUUGACUCUACCAAUAUGCAUAAUCUACCCUCAAUUCAGUCUAAAGUCCAUCUUGGUCGCCUCCAUUCCUUCAAUCAUUGGUAAACUGUUUGAUGUGUUUGCAAAGAAUAGUAAUCAAAAAGAUGGAUACUGCUCUCUUUUAUCGAUGUCAAAAGGAUAUACAAGAUUUUGA
Cavenderia fasciculata is the source of this 636-nucleotide messenger RNA. RefSeq lists its product as uncharacterized. Lineage: Eukaryota; Evosea; Eumycetozoa; Acytosteliales; Cavenderiaceae. Bases 1 to 636 code for a protein of 211 amino acids. The transcript is spliced from 4 exons. The record is from RefSeq and is a predicted model, not a curated record.